Messenger RNA from Serinus canaria (Common canary), 776 nucleotides. RefSeq names its product family with sequence similarity 237 member A (gene FAM237A). Lineage: Eukaryota; Metazoa; Chordata; Aves; Passeriformes; Fringillidae. The coding region runs from base 1 to 564 and encodes 187 amino acids. The transcript has 2 exons. The record is from RefSeq and is a predicted model, not a curated record.
AUGGAUCUUGGAGGCAGAGGAAGAAUCCACUGCACCAUGAGACUCACCUGCUCUCUCCUACUCCUGGCAGUGUUCUGUGUGACACCUUUCCUCUGCCACAGUCAAGUUGAUCCACUGGCUCUUGGGCGGGCAGACCCCCAGUGCUGGGAAUCCUCCUCAGCUGUUUUACUGGAGAUGAGGAAGCCUCGCAUUUCUGACUCUGUCAGUGGCUUUUGGGACUUCAUGAUCUUUCUGAAAUCCUCAGAGAACUUGAAACAUGGGGCUUUGUUCUGGGACCUGGCUCAGCUCUUCUGGGAUAUCUAUGUGGACUGUGUGCUCUCCAGAACCCACGGGCUGGGGAGAAGGCAGCUCUCAGAAGCUGUCAGAAGCCCAAAGAUGGCUACUCUACGUUCUCACUACACAGGGAGAAACCAAGGGACAUUUCCUCACAGUCAGAGGUCACCAGUUCUGAAGAAGAAGGACUCAUUUGAAGAUUUAAUAAGUAUCCAUAUACAUAAGAGUAGAUCUAUAUCACUUGGAAGAAUCAUUGGAGCGCUAGGAAAAAAGAGGAAAUUACACAUAUAGUCUAAGAUUUUGAUUUGUAGAAAAAUUUUAACUAUUUCUCUUUAUUUUUUGUAUUUUAAUCCCCAUUGAUGUCAAUUUAUGUGGUGGAAGAAGGCAUGUAACCUUGAGCACUGCAUCUCUGAUUAACUUGGAUUUAUGAGUUUUCUUAAUUACCUAUGAAUUUAGUCUCCUUACUAAACUGCAUGAUUUAUAAGCAGUUGCCUACUUUAAUC